AUGCUGUUCAAGGUUAUGCGCGACGCCCACCUGGGCGAGGGGCAGCGCAUUUGCAAGGAGAUCGCGGGGCGCACGGUGACGGUGCUGCGGGCGGAGGGAAAGGCCUACUGCAUCGACUCGUCGUGCUACCACAUGGGCGGGCCCAUCGGGGCCGAGGGCGACAUCGAGGACGUGGGAGGACGGCUCAGCAUCACGUGUCCGUGGCACAAGCACAAGAUCCUCCUCGACAACGGCAAGCGCGCCGAGACGGGCCUGGACGGCUGCAUGCGCGAGGGGCCAGAGGCCGUCCAGCGCGUGCACAAGGUCAUCGUGGACGACGGUUGGCUGUGGGUCAGCAUCGACCAGAACCAGAGGGCGCGCAGCGACACCUACAACGAGCGCGCAGCCGAGCCGGCGUUCGAGGCCUCCCCCAGCAAGCCGCGCUUCGGCCUCGGGAUGCUCCCCGCGGCACACGACCCGCGCUCCCCCGCCGCGUCCACCGCGUCGACGCUCCAGCUCAGCCAGCCCGACUCCAGGCGCAGGGAUAGCGGGUCGGCGGACAGCGGGAGUCCGCGGUGUCCGGCUCCGGCUCCGUUGGAGCCGUACGGCGGGUGGGGGGCGGCGAAGGCAGCGCCCGUCCCCGUGUUCGGGGCCGCGCCGGCGCAGGUGGGCGCGGAGCGGCAUCGCGCGGGCAACGGAGCGCCGGCGGGGGCGAUGAACGCGUUCCGGCAGCGCCGGCGGCUCGCUACGGAGGCCGUCCUGAAGAACGCGCGCGCCCCCGUCACUUCCCUCGGCGACCCGGCCGCGAUGGCCACGACCCCCCCCGCGCCCCGCACCGCUCAGAAGCGUAGCGCCCGCCUCGCGGACCUGGGCUCGCCCGUCAAGCUGGGGUACCGCGAGGCGCAGCGGCACGUGGGCGCGGAGCACGAGGCGCCCGCGGCGCGGCGGCAGCUCGCAGUGUCGGGCCCGACGCAGGGGGGGGGACUGAAGCAGGCGAGCCUGCUGGGGUAUGGGUUCAGCAGGGGGGGGGUGUCCAAGGCGGAGCAGGGCCUCGCGCUGCGGUUCGAGCGGCUCGCGACGGGCGGGGAGGGCUCCGCGCCGUUCGUGUCGGAUAUGGACUUUUGA
Molecule: messenger RNA, 1104 nt
Organism: Pedinophyceae sp. YPF-701
Lineage: Eukaryota; Viridiplantae; Chlorophyta; Pedinophyceae
Source: the annotation of a GenBank genome assembly